Molecule: messenger RNA, 2931 nt
Organism: Amoebophrya sp. A25
Lineage: Eukaryota; Dinophyceae; Syndiniales; Amoebophryaceae
Source: the annotation of a GenBank genome assembly
GCUCUUUCCCUUUUUCCUCGUCCAUCCUUCCAAGCGAGUCCAAAGAACUUCAACUCAUACAUAGUACCCUCAAGAAGAACUACUACGUCUACACCACAAGCAGUUCCUCCUUCCAACUACUCCACCUCAAAUAUACAAGUCUUCAACUACGAAAAACAAGAUGUCGUCCUGCUGUUGUAUGGGUGGUGCGCCCUCUCAGGGGUACCCGAGUAGGAGUAGCCUACCGAUGCCGGCACAUAUGUUAAGGGUUUCCACAUUGCAUCCUUCACCACCAUCCUUAGCUCCUUUUCAAGGGUUAAAUAGGCUCCGGAUGUUCUGAAGAAUGUAAUGUGGAAGCCUCUAAAUAUGGCACCAGGACAAGUAACCACCUUGCACCGUCAGCUACCCUACGGCGUCUUCGACAUGAGCACGAAAGAUACUACACCUGGUUAUGACACUGAGUAAUGCUACUCUUUACUAUUUAAUGCGUAACAAUAGGCGGUUCUUGUUGAGCACUAAAGAUACUAGGCCUGGUUAUGACUCUGAGCUGCACUAGAACAAUUUGUUACUGUGGACUGUAAAUCUAAAUCUUUCUUGAGCUAUUUCAUUAAGCUUUUGAGAUUGUGCUUGAAGCGAUGUAAUAGUGGUCUAAGUAAUUUUUACUGAGACGCAGAGGCAGACGAGGUUCUUCGUGUCCUCGUCAGAAUCUCCAUGAAGUUAUCAAAUGAUCAAUGUAAUUAUACUUAUAGACAUAGACUCUGACUCGUCUUCGUCUUAUUCACACAUUGCGCUAUUGGGCGGUUUCGGCUUGCAUUCUAGUUCAACUGGCUAAGCUAAAAAUCCUUGUCCUCAAACAAUCGCAGUCAAGUCCUUACAUCAUCAUUGUGAGAGGAAUGAUUCUCGAGUAGUAGCAGUCCUACAUUGUCGUUGUCCAUCUCCUUUUCUAACCCCUCCUCGGUCCAGUGCUUUACAACUCGCAUUAUACGGGAAAUUUUAACAACCUAAUCACGGUUGGUACGAAGAAGGCCAAAAGCAUUGCCGAGUUGUGGGAUAUGGCAUGCAAGGAAUAUUCCCAUCACAACACAGCUGGAUAUCGUCAGCUUUUUGGGAUUUAUUAUGAGGUAUUCGUAUUUCGCUUUCAAAUUUGAAAAGAUCUAGUAGUAAUACUAGUUUGUUAGACUUAUUAUUGUUCGUUGAGCAGUGUAGUACUAGGUAGAUCAUAUUAAAAAUUUAGCUAAAACAAAGAAAAACGUUGGCGUCUUCGCAAAAACAAAUCCCUCACUUGACCGAACACAACAUCACCAGCUACAGAACGGUUUCGAAAAACUCCACCUUGCAAAUGAGCUCACCUUCCUCACGUACAAGCAGAUUCAUGAGAGAGUGAAGGCGUUUGCUGUUGGUCUCACGAAUUUCGCCAAAGGGGCUAUCAACAAUCCAGAUUGCCGUAUUGUCAUCUACGCUGAUACUCAAAUGGAUUGGUUUUGCUCGGCGAUUGCCGCGUUCACACAAGCGAAGCCGGUGGUACCUGUAGUUGCAUGAUUUAUUCAUUGUGAUUUCAAGUUCAACACUAGGACGAAAAUAACUAAGUACUUGGAUCCUUGUGCAACUGCAACACUACUAGAUUUGAAGUAUAGUUUUUGUCCUUGCCAUCCCCUGUUCUUUGUUCCUUCGUUUUCCCCUGGAGCACCACACAAAGUCACAUCAGUACAGAAAUUUCAUCCAACUAAGUACCUCUUUCAUCCAACUAAGUACCUCUUUUCGCCCCAUCUAAAACUAAAAGGUAACCGUCUACAGCACUCUUGGUGAAGACGGCCUGAAACACGCUUUGGGUCAAACCAAAGGACAGAUCGUGAUUACAGACUUCAAACUGGCAAAAACGUUGGCAAAAGUCCUUCCAGAGUGCAACUCGGUGUCCCACGUCAUCUUUCUGGGUAAGAAAUCUUUGGCCCCAGAAGACACGGUCGCGACGGUCAAGCAGGCCCAUGGUGGCAUUGAGGGCGUCGAAUAUUUCACGGAUCUGGUGGAUAGGGCAAUAUUGAGAAACCCUUUCGACUCCUUGUACAAGUGGGUGUAAAGAAGAUGACAAAAGAUAUAGAUAAUUUUGACUAUCAGUUUGUUCCGAUAAACGAACUACUUGUACUACAAACACGACAUUUCUGAUUCAUGAUUUUUUGUAUGGCUCUGGUAUUUGGUAACCUGAAUUUGAUCAUGAGGAAAUACCAGAGCCAUUCACUUUUAUGGCUGAGGAGAUUGAUCUCUUCCUCCUGCCUCCACAAGUACAACAAGCAUUCUCUCGACCUUUCUCCCCUUUCCCGUCCUCUCGUCUGCCAUACUCUAACCGGCACCAAGGCAUGACGAAGCUCGACGACUUCUCCAUCAAGGACACACCACCAGAGUCUACUGCCGUGAUUAUGUACACAUCUGGAACGACUGGGUUGCCAAAAGGCGUCGUCCUGUCUCACGGCAAUGUCAAUGCCCUCGUUGGCGCUGGUGAGCACGUUUAUGCCGGACUCUUGACCCCGGGUGACAGCAUGCUGUGCUAUUUGCCGCUGGCACAUAUCAUGGAACUGGCGGGUAUUCUUAACUUUGUAGGUGUGAGUUUACUAAUCUAAAUGCAGCUUUUCUGCAUAUUGCAGCCGACCCGAUAUCCCUACUUUCCUUAUCUCAUUAAACCUCCCAUUACCUUUCCCUUUAAGUUCCCUAUAAAUAUUUCUACACAUCACCACCACGACCACAGUUGAAAUCGCGUCCCUCGCCUCUCGUAUGUGCCUGUGCUAUGCCAAUCUGCACACCCUGUCCGACGGCGUCAAACGGAAGAAGCCUGAAUCGAGUGGAGAUUUUAUCGUCUCCAAACCUCAUGGCAUCGUCUUCGCACCGGCUGUCCUAGAAAAGGUGUACAAUGAAUGGUCUCACUGCUCUCUUCUCCAGUGGCUUGAAAAAGAAGAUUUUUGA